AAUUUACAGUUUAUGGUUGUUUGUCGUAUGUUUUAGACGCGUGAAACAUUUUAGAGGGACGUUAAGUUUUACUAAUCGCGAUGUCUGGAAAAACUAAGAGUCGGAGUGGGGCAAAUGCUGAAUCUAUAACUGGUACUGUUUCGUGUGAUGAACGCAUCUUGCGGGAUUGCCAUCAGAUAUACACUGAUGCGGACAGUGGACUGAUAGCUAUAGCACAGUCCGUUGGGGUAACGCUGUUGCCUCCUCGAAAAAAGAUCACCGUGAUGCUGAUGGGGAAUCACUCUGCCGGAAAGAGUUCGUUCAUCAACUGGUAUGUGGAGGAACACAUUCAGCGGACUGGAGUUGCCAUAGAGACUCAAGGCUUCAGUUUUGUCACUAGUGGGCGUAAGAGAGAAUCCCUCACGGGGAAUGCAACCCUUCACCUCUAUCCACACUUUAAGACGCUGCAGAAAUUCCAAGGCGUGUCUGAAUACCUGAGCACUGAGAUCUGUACGUCCCGUCAGAAGCGGUUUAGCCUGGUGACCUUUGUGGACACUCCUGGACUGGUGGAUGGGGACAUGAAGUACCCCUUUGACGUGGACCAGGCCAUUUUAUGGUUAGGAGAACUGUGCGACCUGAUUCUGGUGUUUUUUGACCCAAUGGGUCAGGCUCUGUGCAAGCGCACGCUCAACAUUGUGGAGAGGCUGAAUGAAAAACAGGGAGACCGCCUGCGCUUUUACCUCAGCAAGGCUGACGAGGCCGGCGGAGAGUCUGACCGACAGAGGGUGAUGAUGCAGAUUGUGCAGGAGUUGUGUAAGCGUCCCGGGCUCAACAAGUGCGGCUUUGACAUGCCAACCAUAUACAUCCCAAAUCCCAAUAAGCCCAGUCGCUGUGUCAAUCAGAUUGACGAGGUUUGUCGUACCGUUGAGAAAACAAUCAAUCAGACGGUACAGAACACACUCAACGCGCUGGAGAAAGACUGUGAGCUGAUCUCAGAGGCCAUCACAGACAAGCUCAGCAACGACAGGCAGUGCACCGUGGCUAACCGCCGUGCCCGCUGUAAAGGCUGUGUCAUGGGUAUGCUGGGUUUCACUGUGCCCCUGUUGCUCUUGGCUUUACUGGUUUUGGGCAGUCUCUCCAGAGAGAUGUUGGAACUAGCACUGGGGAAAAAUGGCACGGAAACCCUGUCACUCUAUCUGAGUCCUGUGGAGAAGAUGAUUAACUCUCUGUCAGUGGAUGUGCAGCUCUACGGCUGUGGGGCUCUUGUCCUUCUCUCCUUCAUCCUCCUCAUCCUGGCUCGCUUUUGCUUCAGGACUAACCCAACUCUCUCUGGAAGGCAAAAGAGACAUCUGCAGGAGAAACUGGAGUACGUUCAGGAAGUGGUCAAGACCAAAAAGAAAAAACUUUAUGAAGAGUACCUGCGUCAGAGUGUUGGAGAACAUGACAUGGACUGAGAUGAGGAGAAAGAAAAGGCAGAAAGGUCAAAGAAGUAAAUGAACUGAUGAAGGACAGACAGCAGAGAACCACUAAAGCACAAUUUAACAUUCCCACACUGCAGACCAGCACUUAUGUAAUGCACAAGCUCUUCAGGUUCACCUUCCAAACCAUGCCUUAUCUUCACUGUGGAACCCUCUCCCAGGGUGACAUGGGAAAUGUAGUUUUUACUUCCAGAAGCUUCUGUUUCACUGUCCUCAGGUUACUGACACUGUAAACUUGUCCUAGAUGUUGGAACUUACUGUUAGACUCCUUUAGUGUGAUGUUGUGAACUGCUAAUGAUAUCUAAAGAUUUUACAUAGUACUCACUCUGUAAAAUGUAUUGUUGUAAAAACUGUAAGAAAAAAAUGAACAGUUGGACCACAUUAUGAUUUUGGACCAAACUCAAACCAAAAGCUCUUGGAACCAGCAAAUGUUUGAGUGGACCCUAGUUGUCCUAUUGUUGUAAGCAGUAAUUUCAUGAUUCAGAGUACGGUGUAUUACAGUGUUUGAAAUUGGGUAUCAAUAGCUAAAUUCAAUAAUGGAGAUUUUUACAAUGCCUCCUGGUGCUUACACCAUCAGCAAAUCAUGAUGUUAUGUUACUGAGCAUGAGUGGGUCACCUGUUUACCUCUGUUCUCCUACAUUUUUUUUACAGCAAAAUCUUUACUGUGGUAAUAAAAGUGAAUUAUGAUAAUAAAUGCACAUAUUAUGAAAACACAA
Messenger RNA from Chanos chanos (milkfish), 2173 nucleotides. RefSeq lists its product as uncharacterized. The record is from RefSeq and is a predicted model, not a curated record. The transcript is spliced from 12 exons. Gene Ontology annotation, molecular function: GTPase activity; GTP binding. NCBI's taxonomy places the organism in Eukaryota, Metazoa, Chordata, Actinopteri, Gonorynchiformes, Chanidae. Bases 81 to 1433 code for a protein of 450 amino acids.